This is a messenger RNA of Oncorhynchus masou masou (cherry salmon), 1795 nucleotides long. Its product is annotated as BOS complex subunit TMEM147-like. NCBI's taxonomy places the organism in Eukaryota, Metazoa, Chordata, Actinopteri, Salmoniformes, Salmonidae. The record is from RefSeq and is a predicted model, not a curated record. The transcript is spliced from 7 exons. The coding region runs from base 592 to 1269 and encodes 225 amino acids.
UUUUCAAACAGCUCUUACACUAAAAGUGCAUUAUCAUAAUUUGACCGUUUUCAGAGUACUAUUCCAAGCUCAUAGUUUGGAAAUAUUUUUCAAACAACGUUUUUGACUGCACUGGUUCUUUAACUCAAUGACGUUAGACUACUACAAAUAGUGUGGCACUGCUGCCGCCAGAUGGCGCUAUUAUUGCUAACGUCGUUUGUUAGUGGCGAAUAGCGCCUACUUGCGGAUGUCCAGGCUAGCUAUAGUGCUGCAAAUAUCCUUAAACUUAUAAAUUGUCAUUAGUUGUAUUUGUCAUGUCAAUGACGAUGCAGGAACUAUUUACUCAUUGCAUGAACAACAAAAACCACCGAGUUUUUAAACCUUUUCAUACUAAACCAUCUUUGCAGAAACUGCCGAAGUCCUGCUCUGCAAAUAUUAGUGUUAACCAUGGUGACUCCGUUCUGUCGUUCCGUCUAUUUGCUUUACAAGACCCUCUUUGAGUACUUCUCCUAAAACGCUAGCAAACGAGCGAUAGGAUCGGAGACAUCAAGGGAUAGCGGAAUCAUUUAAAGACUCGUUGGAGAAUUCGCCAGUGUUGGACUCCCUGGCAAUAUGACGCUAUUUCAUUUCGGGAAUUGCAUUGCCUUGGCUUAUUUCCCCUACUUUAUCACCUACAAGUGCAGUGGACUGUCAGAAUACAAUGCAUUCUGGAGAUGUGUUCAAGCAGGAGCUACCUACUUAUUUGUGCAGCUAUGCAAGAUGCUAUUUCUAGCCACUUUCUUCCCCACAUGGGAGGGAGGAGCUGGUGUGUAUGACUUUGUUGGUGAGUUUAUGAAGGCCACGGUGGACCUAGCAGACCUUCUGGGCCUGCAUCUGGUCAUGUCCAGGAACGCAGGGAAGGGAGAGUACAAGAUAAUGGUGGCAGCGAUGGGAUGGUCCACAGCAGAGCUCGUUAUGUCAAGGUGUAUACCUUUAUGGGUGGGUGCCAGAGGCAUUGAGUUUGACUCAAAGUACAUACAGAUGAGCUUCGACUCCAACAUCAGCCUGGUGCACUAUAUCGCCAUGGCAGCAGUGGUGUGGAUGUUCACGCGGUACGACCUCCCGAAGAGCUUCCGUCUGCCUGUGACUGUACUGCUAGGGCUGUGUGUAUACAAGGCCUUCCUCAUGGAGUUGUUUGUCCAUGUGUUCCUGCUGGGGAGCUGGACAGCCCUCCUGGUGAAGGCGGUGCUCACUGGAUCCAUCUCCCUCUGUUCUCUCUUCCUCUUCGUCACACUGGUGCACAGUAACUGAGACUGGCUGGAAUCCCAAACAAAGAGGGUCUUUAACACACACACACAGGGCCUUUCAACCAGACUUUGCCUGUAAAGAUUAAUUUUGUAUCGCUCAGAAAGAGGGCAGGAAUGUGAGCAUUCAUGAUUUGACUUUUUUUAAUGUUAUGAUACUACUUUUUUAUGUAUGAUUUAUUAUUGUGCUGAAUUAGUACGGUAGAUUGAGUAUUUAUAACAAGUGGAUGAAAGUGGAUGCCUCUUAAGCGUUGUCAUACAGUUACUAAACUACUUUGACAUUUAAGCUGAUGGUACAAUACUGUUGUUACUGUGUGCUCACCUGCAUUACUGCAGAUAUGAAAGUUAUUAACUUAAUCUCAUUCGACAUGAUGAAAUACAAAUGUUGGUGCACUUGUCACAUGACUGAAGCAGCAUAAUGGCGUACUUAUGUUGUCGUAAGAUUACAUAAAACAUGGUAGCAGUGGGUUAUCCUACACUAUGGAAACUUAGUGAGGUGUGAGUGAAUGGCCAAUAAAUGACUUAAUAUGCUA